Molecule: messenger RNA, 993 nt
Organism: Staurois parvus
Lineage: Eukaryota; Metazoa; Chordata; Amphibia; Anura; Ranidae
Source: the annotation of a GenBank genome assembly
GAGACUUACGUGAAUGGAAAGCGGGUUAUCCUUCCCGUACAGCUGCGUUCCGGGAACCGAAUCAUUAUGGGUAAGAACCACGUUUUCCGUUUCAACCACCCCGAGCAGGCCAGGGCAGAGAGGGAGAAGACGCCAUCGGCAGAGACACCCUCGGAGCCUGUGGAUUGGACGUUUGCCCAGCGUGAGCUCUUGGAGAAGCAAGGCAUUGAUAUGAAACAGGAGAUGGAGAAAAGGCUUCAGGAAAUGGAAAUUUUGUACAAAAAGGAGAAGGAAGAAGCGGAUCUCCUCCUGGAGCAGCAGAGACUGGACGCGGACUCGGACAGCGGGGACGACUCCGAGAAACGGUCAUGCGAAGAGAGCUGGCGGCUGAUCACAUCCUUACGGGAGAAGCUUCCUCCCAGCAAAGUGCAAAGCAUCGUUAAAAAGUGUGGCCUACCCAGUAGCGGAAAGAAACGGGAGCCAAAUAAAAUGUAUCAUAUCCCACAGAGGCGGAGACUGAGCAAAGAUUCUAAGUGGGUAACCAUUUCUGACCUUAAAAUCCAAGCCGUGAAGGAAAUCUGUUAUGAAGUUGCACUUAAUGACUUUCAACAUAGUCGACAAGAGAUUGAAGCACUGGCCAUAGUCAAAAUGAAGGAACUCUGCUCCAUGUAUGGAAAAAAGGAUCCAAAUGAACGUGAUUCUUGGAGGGCAGUGGCUCGGGAUGUCUGGGACACAGUUGGAGUGGGAGAUGAGAAGAUUGAGGAUGUAGUGCCUGUUGGAAAGGGUGCCUCGGAUGUUGAUGACCUGAAGGUUCAUGUUGACAAACUGGAAGACAUUUUGCAAGAAGUGAAGAACCAGAAUAACAUGAAGGAUGAGGAGAUAAAAGCACUACGAAACAAAAUGUUAAAAAUGGAGAAAGUUUUGCCCCUCAUGGGUCCACAAGGUGAACGUAGACAGAGAGGUUCUAGUGCUGAGCGUGAUAAAGGAACAGAAAGUGAUAUAUGUAAAACUUUU